This is a messenger RNA of Paramuricea clavata, 5479 nucleotides long. The record is from the annotation of a GenBank genome assembly. Lineage: Eukaryota; Metazoa; Cnidaria; Anthozoa; Malacalcyonacea; Plexauridae.
AUGUCAGGGGAUGAGUCAGAACCGAUUCAAAGCAGUGUGGAGCAAUCCACUGUUGAUGAGGGUAUGAAAAGCCUUCAUAUUUCCCUGGAAUUAGGUCGUCGCAAACGUGCAAGUAAACGGGAUACAACAAGAGUAAGACAUCAACUUGAAAAAUCAUUUAGUGUGUCAAAAGCAACGUUAAACAAAGAAGAGAUUGAGCAUAGGGUAGAGGAUUUGUGGUCGUCACUAGAAGAGACACAGAAUAUUAUGGAUGAAUUGUCUGUUUAUUACUUGGGGGAAAAGGACGGUGAAAAUCAAAAGGCGUUAAUGAAGGAAUCAAACGAACUAGAACUGGAAUGUCAACAAGCGAUCGAAAAGGCACAGGCUGUUCUGAUCUCAGGAUGUUUUGAAAGCAACGCUACAGUCAGUCAAGACAAUGAUAAUGACGAGGUAACUAAUGGUACCAGUUCUGCUGGGAGUAAUUUGAUUAACGAAGGACAGACACAACCCGCUGUGACCAGUAUCACUGAGCAACAAGCGAUGCAAGGCGCAAUAGGAACUAGUAUGAUACAGCAAACAGUGGAGCAGAAUCAAUCGAGUUCAUCAAGUCCAACACAUACACCAUCGUACACGGGAGGUUCAGUUCUAAACCGCCAUUUAAAACCACUAAGAGUACCUGAUUACAAUGGAAAUAAAGCAAAAUUUGAAGAAUUUUGGAGCCUAUUUGAAAGUUUAGUUGACAAAUCGAACGAGCCGGUGCAUCUAAAGAUGGCAAGAUUGCGACAGAGUUUGUCUGGUCGAGCUUUGGAAGCGAUUCGUGGUUUAGGAGUAUCAGCACCCGAGUAUGAUGAAGCGAAAGAAAUAAUUCAGUCGAAAUUUGGUGGGCAGCGACGUCAAUUGAGAGGUUACAUGGAUGAAUUAGAGAAUAUGCCGACUAUGCGUAACAAUGAUGUUAAUGCCUUUGAAAAGUUUGCUGACCUAGUUAGGGUAACAGUUGCGAAAUUGAGAGCUGAGAAUCGAGAAUCAGAAUUAGGAGAAGGAACUUUGCAUCGACAGCUUGUGAAGAAAUUAUCGGAUCGACAGUUGGAAAGUUAUAGUCGAUGGUUAAGCACUCACAGCAAGGAACAGUCUGUUAUAUGUUUGUGUGACUGGCUGAAGGAAGAGGUGACUAUUAAAGUGGAAGCUGCAGAAAUGGCUUAUGGUCUGGAGCAGAAAUAUGCUGAGUCAAAGGGAUACCAGAACAAGGGUGAUAAGCCAAGAUUUCGGUCAUACCGUACUGGAAAGCAGGGAAGCUAUGAGUCAUACCAACCAAAUAUGUCGGGAAACGCAGUGGAUGCAAAGCCGCCUUGUGCAUUUUGUGGUCGUACUGGGCAUGGUAUCUGGAGUUGCCACCAGUUUCAACAAAGACCAGUAUUAGAUCGCUGGAAAACUGCUAAAGAGAAACAGUUAUGUUUUCGGUGGCUUGCCACUGACCACCAUGGUAAAGAUUGUCGAAGGUCACGCCAGUGCAACAUAGGUGGGUGUCAACUUACACAUCAUCGAUUGCUUCAUGACCCAGAACACAAAAGCAACAAACCAGACCUUCCAGAGGAGAAGGUCGAGUUCAAAUCCCCACGGGAGGGGGUAAUGGAUGAAGCGAGAGUGGUUACCACGACAACUGGUGAAUCUAACCAUAAAGUACAGAUGCAUUCUCUGAGAACAAUCCCUGUAUGGAUAAAAGCAAAUGGAAAGAGAAUUAAGGUAAACGCAGUACUUGAUGAUGCUUCGAACGAAACCUUCCUAAACGAAGAAGUCGCCGGAUUUCUUGGGUUAAGCGGUAAAUGGCAAGAUUGGUCUAGGACCUGUAUAUGAGUUUGUAUGCAUUUCAUUUAGGACAGAUAAUCUCAACUGUUUUAGGGCAAGUUGACCAUGACGGUCAACAUGGUAACGCUGCCCGAACCCCAAUCCGGGACGAAACGUCCGAAACUGACCACACCCAAAAACGACGCUUUCGCCAUACUGCUAUCUACCAAACCAUAAAAGCUUUGGCUAUUCUGAGGUGCUUAUAUGGUUCAGAGAUAGUACUUUUGGGGUGGUCAUUGGUAAGUGUGAAAUGCCUAGCACUAAUAUUUCACAAGAAAAUGGCCAUGCAAUAAUCAUAGUUAAACGUCAAUUUGUGGCUUGCAACUUCAGAUAAACAGCAGUGGACUUACAUUACCUUUUUCCCCAAAUCUUUUUGAUAGAAACAUAAUUGGUACUUAUUUAAAUAUAUUAUCACUGGUUUGGUGUAAAUAGUUAAUAUUUUCUGACCGAAAUAAUAAUUUGAAAUGUGCCUACCUCCUGCAAAUGGACGUAUUUGGCCAAGUUCUCCACUUUACUCCGCUGUUUAUCGGCGAUCUCGUCGACAUCCUACAAAAAUGUAAAUCAUCUCAGACAUAAUGGUAUCAAGAACAUUUUAAAUAAGUUUCAACUUGGUUUCAAGUAGAUCAUACCUGUUUAACCAUCGACAAGGUAAAUCCACAACUUUGUCCAAAUUCGGCGCCAUUUUGUCAUCCCAUGUCGCUUGUUAACAAUUCAGUCUUGUUACUCUUCCAUCCAAGCCAUUUCCAUUCCACUAAUAAUAAAUUUAACCCUUUAUAACAGGAGGAAACUAAAAAUCUAAACAAAACAUAAGAAAUUCGCCAUUUUAUCACCCUGUAAAAUUUCGCUCACGAGUCUUUCAAAACAUUCCGUACAAAUAUCGCGUGACAAAGUAACAGGGAAGUGACAGGAGGGGGUGAAUUAUUUCACGAAGAUAGAAGAAGGCUGCGUGAGAUAGACUAAAAGCUAAAUACAAUCAUACAAAUGUUUGUUUUAUUUCUUGUAGUGACAAAUAUAUACAUUUAUUAUUUAUUAAUAUGAAAAAGUCAUACAAAUUAAAUGUUGAUUGUUGGUUUUACCAACUGUAUGGGCUUUCAUUUUUCAAGUCUCUACCCCCCUGCCAAGUCUCUGUUGCUAAACCACGCGAGAUUUGUACGGAAUGUUUUGAAAGACUCGUGAGCGAAAUGUUACAGGGUGAUAAAAUGGCGAAUUUCUUAUGUUUUGUUUAGAUUUUUUAGUUUCCUCCUGUUAUAAAUUGUUAAAUUUAUUAUUAGUGGAAUGGAAAUGGCUUGGAUGGAAGAGUAACAAGGCUGAAUUGUUAACAAGCGACAUGGGAUGACAAAAUGGCGCCGAAUUUGGACAAAGUUGUGGAUUUACCUUGUCGAAGGUUAAACAGGUAUGAUCUACUUGAAACCAAGUUGAAACUUGUUUAAAAUGUUCUUGAUACCAUUAUGUCUGAGAUGAUUUACAUUUUUUGUAGGAUAUCAACGAGAUCGACGAUAAACAGGGGAGUAAAGUGGAGAACUUGGCCAAAUACGUCCAUUUGCAGGAGGUAGGCACAUUUCAAAUUAUUAUUUCGGUCAGAAAAUAUUAACUAUUUUACACCAAACCAGUGAUAAUAUAUUUAAAUAAGUACCAUUUAUGUUUCUAUCAAAAAGAUUUAGGGAAAAAGGUAAUGUAAGUCCACUGCUGUUUAUCUGAAUUUGCAAGCCACAAAUUGACGUUUAACUAUGAUUAUUGCAUGGCCAUUUUCAUGUGAAAUAUUAGUGCUAGGCAUUUCACACUUACCAAUGACCACCCCAAUAGUACCAUCUCUGAACCAUGUAAGCACCUCAGAAUAGCCAAAGCUUUUAUGGUUUGGUAGAUAGCAGUAUGGCGAAAGCGUCGUUUUUGGGUGUGGUCAGUUUCGGACGUUUCGUCCCGGAUUGGGGUUCGGGCAGCGUUACCAUGUUGACCGUCAUGGUCAACUUGCCCUAAAACAGUUGAGAUUAUCUGUCCUAAAUGAAAUGCAUACAAACUCAUAUACAGGUCCUAGACUAUAGACAAAUAUGCCAAAACAAGUGAGGUAGGUAGCCGUAAAUCACAGGAAAAGUGUAAUACUGAGAACCACGAGACAGACAUGGCAAGUCACAACCUCGUACCCAGGGCAUUUUGCUUCCCCCUCAGCGAAAAUGGCCCUGGCAUCGGCCGGUGAUUUCUGCCAUCUGAUUGGCUAUUUGCGGAAAGUUAAUUAUGCAGCCAGAUUAUGAUUAUUCGUUUUUCCUUUUCGUGAAUUAUCGUAGUUCAACAUUCAAAAAGUCUCCUUUCAAACGCAUUUUGUUCCCAUACGAGCGUGUAAUACCAAAUAUUUGUAACCACAAAAGGCUGUAGAAGUGCUGUCCAUAAAGAACUAUUAUUCAUUGGAAAUUACAUGAGGAAAUUACAAAAGAACUGAAUGUUUAAUCAAUGUUUGUAAAUCGGAUAAAGAUUUGUCCUAGACAGUGUUUAUUGUUAAAAUUUUAUAUGUUUAUUUUUAACUAGUACUUAAAAAUACGUAGUUGUAAACUUUUUUGCCUUUAACUUUUAAGAUAUUGGUGCAAAAAAAAACGCCACAAAAGAUUUACCGAAGAGAAGAUACGAAUCACUCUGAACAUUGCAGACUUUGUGAAACCAAGACGGAAACUCGUCGUCUUGUUAGAAUUUUCUCAGCGGCUGGAAGUAAAAAAGAUUGGCAAACGAAAAUAUCUACAACUUAUGGUGUUAUUAUAGCUGAGGAAGACUACCUCCCAAAAGAUAUAUGUCGUAAGUGAGGAAUUUUUGUAGAGAAAAUGUUUGAAUUCAUUCAAACAUGUAAGUCAUCUCAAGUGACACUAACACAACACCUAUGGUAUGAAACGAGGAAAUGUUACAUCACCACCAUAUAAACAGCCUGCAAAACGUACAUGUAUUUUGUCAGAAUCUGAUGUUUGUAAAUUCACAAAAGAAGCUUGGAUUUUGUCCAGUCAAACCAGCAAGUGAUGAGUCAUCAUCGUCUGCACCAUCAGUCACUAGUCAAUGUAGAACUCAAAUUAAUAUAAAUGUUGAGAAUGCAUCAGUACCAUCGCAAGUGCAAUAUGUCUCUGUACAGAUCAUUGUACCAAGGUGCCCAUUGAAAUCGAACACACCAUCAGAAGUACCAGUUGCUAGGUUAACAUCUGUAUAUGUAUCCAGUUACCAUGCAUAUGUCACAACACCAUUGACAUCUAGUCAACAAGCAAAACUUGAACGAGCAACAAGAAAAAAGACACCGUCUGCGGUGGCACACAUCAUAACAAAAGAAUGUCCCUCUGUUGAAAUGGCAAUAAAAAGAAAUAUUUUGAAUGGAUGUAAUACUUCUUGUGAAAAAGUCUGCAGAAGACAAACUAGAUCUUCUGUGUUAUAUUCAAGUGGUGAACAGUUUGAAGCCAUGGAUGAUUUCAAUAUCAAUAAACUAUGGCUGGAAAUGAAAAUAACUCAACCUUUUCUUAUCGACUUGAUGAAUGCCACAACAGGAAAUCCAGUUGACAUUGACAACACAACUGAAGAAGUGAAGGUUAAAUAUUGCUUCAUUUACUCCAUUCUUAUGAAUAUGCGACGGCAUGAACUGAGUCUUUUUCAACGGAUAAACACAGUUCUUUUAAUUGAAGGUGGUUGUGGAAAACAG